AUGUUUCUCGUGUUUAUAUUAUCCGUGUCCCGAGCGACAUGGCUCUUCCUCACCGCACCGUCCCUCAUGAUCGUCUCGCCUCGUCCGUUUCUCCCUGCCACAUGCAUCCCUGCCAAUGCAGAGUUCUACAAAGCGGACUUCUCAGACUGGAACGUAGCUGGGACGUUCAGCAUCGCUGUCCCGUCCAAGUCCGCGACCAAGACAUCGCAGUUCCGCCUGACCACCGCAGGCUCGGUCAACCCGCCGCUGGAAGUGACCCUGAACGCGAAAACUCCCGUCGUGCUGGGUGCACUCGGAAAGAACUUGCAGUGCUCUCAAGUAGCGCCGAGCGUGUGGGACUGCUUCGGCCAGACCAAGCUGACCCAGGCCGACAUCAACAGCAUCGGAUUCACAGCUGGCGUGGGGGUUCGUGUUGACUCGCAUGACGUGAGUCUCACCUAUCCUGAUGCGCGCAACCAGGCAGUAGAUGCCACCUCGAAGCUUGCGAAAGCGACGUCUACGAAAAUGGAUCAAGUUUUCGGCAAAACCGAUCUGCUUCUUGGGGUUCCUGCUGGAAGGUUUCAGGCAGUGAUCAGCGGGGACGAGAUCAAGGGAGGUGCAAUGUUUGUAGUCUCCAAUUUAAACCGCAAGACCAUCAUCAACUACAGCAUCAUCCUCAUCUCCCCAGAAGCCCUCACGCCAGAAGCAACACUCACAGUCCUCGACCCCGCCACCCAAGAAUCAAUCAUCAUUCCCGUCGCCUGCAAGUGGGCCCAGCCCAGGCCUGGUGUGCACGUUUGCGAGGCCAAGGGCGAUUUCCCCACCGCCAUAGACACCGUUUUCUCAACGACCUCUCUUCAGCCUGCGGCCGCGGCUCGGAGUGCCGCUGCCAGCAUGCGAGCAGCAGCCUUGCCAGGCUCGGCGGUGGACCUGGUGUUUAAGGUAACGGUGGCCUCGGGCAUGAUGGAAGAGUCUGUCGGCACGCUGCGCUACUCGUUGUAA
Molecule: messenger RNA, 981 nt
Organism: Closterium sp. Yama58-4
Lineage: Eukaryota; Viridiplantae; Streptophyta; Zygnematophyceae; Desmidiales; Closteriaceae
Source: the annotation of a GenBank genome assembly